This is a messenger RNA of Pestalotiopsis fici W106-1, 891 nucleotides long. RefSeq lists its product as uncharacterized. The transcript is spliced from 2 exons. Lineage: Eukaryota; Fungi; Ascomycota; Sordariomycetes; Amphisphaeriales; Sporocadaceae. The coding region runs from base 1 to 891 and encodes 296 amino acids. The record is from RefSeq and is a predicted model, not a curated record. Gene Ontology annotation, molecular function: NAD binding; NADP binding; oxidoreductase activity, acting on the CH-OH group of donors, NAD or NADP as acceptor.
AUGGCCCUCAACCUCCAAAAGCACCUCACAGCUAUCGGUUCUUCACCACUUGUAUACAGCAACCGCACAUUGGCAAGAGGCGAUCCCCUCAAGGCCGAGGGCGCCAGCCCCGUUGAUGACUUCAAGACGGUGGUCAAGUCGACUGACAUUAUUUUUACCAUGAUCUCGGAUGACAGCAUCCUGGACGCUCUGGUAGAGGAAGCCACCUCGCUUGAGAACAUCCAGGGUAAGCUGUUCAUCGACACAUCAACAGUGCAUCCGUCAACAAGCUCCGCCGUAGCCAAGGCCCUGAAAGUCAAGGGCGCAGAGUUUAUUGCUUCCCCCGUCUUUGGCGCAAGCCCCAUGGCGGCAGCAGGCAAGCUCAUCUUUGCCAUGGCGGGUCCCCAUGAGCAAAUCACACGAGUAUCACCAUUCAUUCAGGACGUGAUGGGCCGCCAAAUUAUCAACAUGGGCGCCGACGUCCAGAAUUCAAGUUUACUCAAGAUUUCGGGCAACAUCUUUGUCAUUGGCUUCCAAGAGUUGAUUGCCGAGGCUCAAGUGUUCGCCGAGAAGACGGGUCUGGGAACAGGGCGCAUGGAGGAGUUUAUCGGCAGCAUGUUUGGUCCCGUUCUCGAGAGUUAUUCCAAGCGCAUGACGUCCGGGGCCUGGGCGCCGCCGCUGGGCACGCCACCAGGUUUUGCCGUCAGUCUGGCGUCCAAGGAUGCUCGCCACGCCCUAGCUAUUGCUGAAGAAAAAGGGACGCAAUUGCCUACACUGGCAACGGCCCUCAAUCGUAUGACCAAGGCCCGGGAAUAUGCCGGCGAGUCAUUGGACAGCGCGUCCGUGUAUGGCAUUGCCAGAAUGGAGGCGGGUCUCCCAUUCUGGAGCGAGAACAGUAGACAGAGCAAUUAA